AUGGACGGAACCACAGCUGUCCCAAACAUGGAGAAACACGAUCUCCGCAUCGUCGAGAGCUUUGACGCGACCGUGGGCAUGAAGUUUGCUGAACGCCACCAGAUCGUAAUGGCCGAGGUCUUAAAAUCUGAGGCGAUUAAAUAUAUUUCAGCUUCGACAGAAGCAGUUUUAUCUACUCAUCAAGGUGACGAUGGCGAAAUUGAUGAUCAAGGUCGCUACGUCUCUGGCAAACGACGAGAACACAAUGCCACUCAGUACCCAUCCCGACCACCUCUAGGCAGCGAAUUAAAUUGUUGGUCGCAUCGGGACAACACUGAAUAA
This is a messenger RNA of Plasmopara halstedii, 321 nucleotides long. RefSeq lists its product as uncharacterized. Lineage: Eukaryota; Oomycota; Peronosporomycetes; Peronosporales; Peronosporaceae. The record is from RefSeq and is a predicted model, not a curated record. The coding region runs from base 1 to 321 and encodes 106 amino acids. The transcript has 2 exons.